AUGGCAUUCAGAGCGUCAAAUGCAACUAAAUCUUCUAACGUGGCCAGUGUCAACGUUAAGCACGUUGACCCAGAAAACCGCAAGCGCCCUCCUGUCAAGGCACCCUCUAAAGACCUGCCCUUCUUGGCGAAGUCGGCCGCGGAAGGCCCCCUUGAGGAGCUGGCUACCACGGCAAACCAGCUCUUCCAGGAAGCCAAGACUCAGUUGGAGCAGUCUGGAAAUAUAAAAGCGACUAUAAAAGAGACACUGAUCGAGUGCCUUAGCGGCCUGUACACAAUUGCGCUGAGACUCAACGACAAAGCACCGUGUCCAGUCGUUCAAACUGCUCCCGUCGCUGACUUUGCCAAGGAGGUCUUGGAAGAAAUCAGAAAACAGAGUGAUCUUGUAGUUGCGGCCAGAACUGAUAUGGGUGCCGUCAGAGAAACGGUCGAAAAACUCAACGACGACAUUAACAAAAACACUUUAGGCGGCAUCUCAUAUGCGGCAAUGGCCGCAACCACCAAAUCGGAGAAGACCUCUUUCUCCCAGCCUGAGCGGGUCCACUCGCUGAUCGUAUCUUCAGUUGACGCUCAUGAUACCAGUGACGAUGUGAUAGUGAAAAUCAGAACUGCAGUGAGCGCAAAGAUAUCGGGCCUGCGGGUGGACCGGCUCAGGAAAGUGAGAGAUCAAAAAGUGGUGUUGGGAUGUCAGACCCAGGAAGAGCUGGCCAAGGUAGCAGAUAAGCUCAGGUCUGGCAAUCCAACACUACUAAUAGAAGAGAAAGCAAAUAAAGACCCGUUGAUUAUAAUAAAAAAUGUUCUUAGCUAUAAUACAGACGAAGACAUAACGGGCGCUCUGAAAAACCAGAAUGCACACCUGCUGGCGGGGAUACCUGAAGGGAACUACAGGGCCGUGGUGCGGUAUCGACGGAAAGCGAGAAACCCACUCGAAUGCCACGCGGUCCUGCAGGUGUCCCCAUCAGUGUGGCAAAACCUUACCCAGGCUGGCAAGGUGCACGUGGAUUUGCAGAGGGUGCAGGUCGAAGACCAGUCUCCGUUAAUCCAGUGCACACGAUGUCUGUCUUACGGGCACGGUAGGAAACUCUGCACGGAAGCGGCAGACCAGUGCAGUCAUUGUACUGGGCCGCACCUGAGGAGGGACUGCCCACACUGGAUGGCAGGAGAAAAGGCUACGUGUCGCAAUUGUCAGGCGGCCAAACUGGAUAAACUGGACCACGACGCCUUUGACAAAGAAUGCCCAAUCCGCAAAAAAUGGGAUAGGCUGGCCAGACUUAGUGUCGCCUACUGUUAA
Molecule: messenger RNA, 1290 nt
Organism: Pararge aegeria (speckled wood butterfly)
Lineage: Eukaryota; Metazoa; Arthropoda; Insecta; Lepidoptera; Nymphalidae
Exons: 1
Coding region: 1-1290 (429 amino acids)
Source: RefSeq, a predicted model, not a curated record